AUGGCGGACUCGCUGUCGACAGGUCUGGGAGAGGAGAAGGAGAAGGAGAAGGAGAAGGCGGACAGGGAGAAGGACGGAAAGGCUGCCAAAAGCGAGGAGAAUAAGGCGAAGGACGGAGUCACGGCGACGCUGCGGUUCAGCGAUAAAAAUGGCGGCAGUAAGGCAAAGAAACGCAACCUGUCAGACCUUUCUCUGCUCAGAUUUGUAACUACUGAGCUUACCAGAGGCUAUUUCCUGGAACACAAUGAGGCCAAAUACACAGAGCGCAGAGAGAGGGUCUACACCUGCCUCCGCAUCCCCAAGGAGCUGGAGAAGUUGAUGACAUUCGGCUUCUUCCUGUGUCUUGAUGCCUUUCUCUACGUGUUCACACUGUUGCCCCUCAGAGUGAUUCUGGCCCUUUUACGACUCCUCACGUUGCCAUGCUGUGGCCUCAGUGGGUCCCGCCUGCUCCAGCCAGCCCAAGUGUGUGAUGUGCUGAAAGGCUUCAUUAUGGUUUUGUGUUACUCAAUGAUGGGAUACGUGGAUUAUGCCAUGAUGUACCACCUCAUCAGGGGACAGUCUGUCAUCAAACUGUACAUCAUUUACAACAUGUUAGAGGUAGCGGACCGCCUGUUCUCAUCAUUUGGCCAGGACAUCCUAGAUGCUCUGUACUGGACAGCCACCGAACCAAAGGAGAAGAAGAGAGCGCACAUUGGCGUGAUUCCCCACUUCCUCAUGGCCGUGCUCUACGUCUUUCUCCAUGCUAUCCUCAUCAUGGUUCAGGCCACAACUCUCAACGUAGCCUGCAACUCUCACAACAAAUCUCUGCUCACCAUCAUGAUGUCAAACAACUUUGUGGAGAUCAAAGGAAGUGUGUUUAAGAAGUUUGAAAAGAACAACCUUUUCCAGAUGUCAAACAGUGACAUAAAAGAGAGGUUCACCAACUUCUUCCUCCUGCUCAUUGUCUGUCUGAGAAACAUGGAGCAGUUUUCAUGGAACCCUGACCACCUGUGGGUGCUGUUUCCUGACGUACUUAUGGUGAUAGCCUCAGAGGUUGCUGUGGAUAUUGUUAAGCACGCUUUCAUCACCAAAUUCAACGACAUCAGCGCUGACGUGUACGGAGAAUACCGAGCCAGCCUUGCCUUUGACCUUGUCAGCAGUCGACAGAAAAAUGCCUACACAGACUACAGUGACUCAGUAUCGAGGAGAAUGGGCUUCAUCCCCCUUCCUUUAGCUCUGCUGUUGAUCAGGGUAGUGACCAGCUCAGUGAAAAUCCAGGGUUCACUCUCCUUUAUGUGUGUGCUGCUGUUUUACUUGGGGAUGAUCACUCUAAAAGUGCUCAACAGUAUUGUUCUGCUGGGGACAUCUUGUGUGUUUGUCAAAGAGGCCAACAUGGAAGAAAAGCUCUUUGACCCUCCACCUUCUGCCGCCUCCAGCCGUGCAAACUCCAGAGCUCACCGGACCAAACACGUUCACACUUCACCACAGCAAGAACCCACGACAGACAAAGGAGGACUCUCACUGGCAUCAGACAGUUGUCAGGCCGCCAACAUGGCAGAGAGCUCUGCCCCCGCAAUUCCCAAGAGCGACUCAGACACAUUCUUGACAACGCCUGACGAAGAGGAUGAUGACAAGAUCAUCAACGCUGACACAGGACUGGAAGAAGACGGACUCAAAAACAGAACGCCCAAGAAAGACUUGCUGGAGAUAGACCGGUUCACCAUCUGUGGCAACCGAAUAGACUGAAUGCCACAGGAACAACCAGUAAGUGUCCUGGAAACACAGCAAGGUUCAGGGAUCAGACACGAGUCAUGGAACAUGCUUAAACCGGACUUAUUCUUGUGCACCUGACCCCUGGAGUAUUUAUUUAUUUAUUACUGAAAAAACCAGCCAAGGCAUAAAGCUGUUACUACAAGCAUCAGAGUCAGCUUCAUAUGUUUCCAGCUGGUCCAGUCCGUUUCCCAUUAACCAGGCAGACUCUGAGGAUGGGUUGCUGCCAUCACGGCAACCUGCAGAAAAGCAUGUUGAUGAAAGUGAUGUGAAAAACUGGUGUACGCAGCGGGAGUGGAGCACAAAGAGAGGAACAAAACUGCAUAUGGGAAAUUUUGUGAUUGUUGGAACGUGACAGCUGGACUGUGCAAGUGUGUUCAAAAGCACAAUCAAAUGUACAGCGAGGAGUUGUUUUUAGACAGAACUUGUCAAAAAAAAGCUUGUCAAUUUUUUAAUUUUUUAAUUUUAAUUUCAAAUGUCUGAAAUUCUAAUAUUUCAAAUGAAUUUUUUUAUGAAAAAUCUCAGACAUUUUUUCUAAAAAUGAAAAUGUUCAGCUGCAGGAUUAACGCUCACUAUCGCAUGAAAACAUUGUUCAAAUCUCAAAGCCGUUCUGCAGACCCACGCACUGACAAACAUGUAAAGGGUUUGUUUUUGAAUUGAGUUACUGUGAUGAGCCCAUACGUCCAUAGCUGAAAUCCAACACGUUAAACGUUGCAGUAGUGAAACUACAUACAGUCUGGGAUGAGUGCAUUGUCUUUUAUUUCCAUCUUCAGGUCACACAGUUUGGACUUUUAGACGCAGAUAAAAGUUUGCAGGUUUUAGUAUCAUGCCAUUUGUAUUGAUAUUGUUACUCUGAAGCACUGAGAUAAGACAAUGCCUGUUUGUGAAGGCGCUAGUAUUAUGUAUUAUUUUGAAGUGACCUCCAAGCCAGACAGGUUUGGCAGAUAAUUCUUGUUUUGAAGCGAUUUUUAUUUUUUAUUUUUUUUAUAAGUAUGGUUCAUGUGUACUCUCAUCAUUCAAGCAUGCAGCACCGGAUAAUCAUUACAACAACAAUAGACAUAUAGUAAUUUUUAUAUUGGAAACUCUCAUCUGAAGAAAUGUCUUGGUGGAGUACCAGUGUGCUUGGUCCCAUUUUAAAUUCGUGGUGUUACACCAGUAUCGAUUUAACAUGUUUUCCAGUUCUUCACCAUUAUCUUGACAGUGAUCUGAAGAAUAAAUGAAGAUUGCAUAUAUGCAGGUAAAAUGGUCAAGGAUACCUGAGGGCUAAGACACAGCUGUAAGUAUGACUCACAUCUACAUAACAAGAAACAGGAAGGAGGGAAAUAAUAGUAAUGUAAUCACAUGAAAGCAGUGACCCCAGCAAUUUUCAUUUGCCAGGGACCUGUACAGCAAGAAAAGUAAGGUUUGAUCCCAAAAGGUAGCUGGAAUUGUUUUGGUGUGGUUAGCUGCUGGCUUUGAGUUUUGGAAGAGGCUCUUUGCAAUUGCUUGUACACCAAACAGUCUCAGAGAUGAUAGCUGGAGGCGCUGUUCAAUCAGUUGAGCAGAUCAAAAAACUGUCUGCUCUGAAGUGCCAGGAGUUGCAUGCAAAGUGCAAAAGCUAUGUCCAGCCAAGCUCCAACUUUUUAAUUUUUGCCUCUCAUGUGUUAUCAUUACAUGCAAGCCACAGUGCUAAACAUUUGGUUUUUAAAAAACAUAUAUAUAUAUAU
Messenger RNA from Xiphias gladius (swordfish), 3455 nucleotides. It is a transcript of the gene tapt1b, whose product is annotated as transmembrane anterior posterior transformation 1b. The coding region runs from base 1 to 1725 and encodes 574 amino acids. Gene Ontology annotation, cellular component: ciliary basal body; endoplasmic reticulum membrane. Lineage: Eukaryota; Metazoa; Chordata; Actinopteri; Istiophoriformes; Xiphiidae. Gene Ontology annotation, biological process: positive regulation of cilium assembly; maintenance of protein localization in endoplasmic reticulum. The record is from RefSeq and is a predicted model, not a curated record. The transcript has 14 exons.